Naumovozyma dairenensis CBS 421 is the source of this 1455-nucleotide messenger RNA. Its product is annotated as C2H2-type zinc finger protein. Gene Ontology annotation, molecular function: RNA polymerase II cis-regulatory region sequence-specific DNA binding; DNA-binding transcription factor activity, RNA polymerase II-specific. The coding region runs from base 1 to 1455 and encodes 484 amino acids. Lineage: Eukaryota; Fungi; Ascomycota; Saccharomycetes; Saccharomycetales; Saccharomycetaceae. The transcript has a single exon. Gene Ontology annotation, biological process: regulation of transcription by RNA polymerase II. The record is from RefSeq and is a predicted model, not a curated record.
AUGAUUAUUAAAGAAGAAAGUAAAAGCCCAGAUUUAAGUAAACCAUUCGCAAAUUUAUUUCAACAGAACCUUAUACAAUUGGGACAAGAAUCUCAUCAUGUUUCGCAAAAUGAUGGGACACGCUCAACUAAUAAUGACCGUUCGGAUAGUACCUAUGAAGAUAGAAUAGAUAAAUUUUGUACACAAUCAGAUGAAGCCUUUAGAACCUUCUUUGAAUCCUUCUGUGUGUCAUUGGAUGGUUCAGAUAAUGACACUACAACUACUGCGGCCUCUAAGAAUAAUUUUAAUAAUCUGAAUUUGCAUACAAGAGAUUAUAUUUCAAAUUAUGACGCUGGAAGUAUAGAUCAGAAAUUAAAUCUAGAUAUGGAUUUUGUACCAAAGAGUUUGGAUAUGGAUUUAGGUCUUGGUGGAUUUGAUUUUGAUUUUAAUUUAGUUAAUGAUUCAAAUAAUACUAAAAGUUCUUCUAAUUCAAAUAAUAAUAGUAACGAGACUCCAUUAACGACUAAUGUAUCUACCACAUGUAAUUCCAUAAAGAAUUAUAGUACAAAUAAUAAACAAGACGUCCCAUUGGUUUCUGAAUCAAUUGACAAUUUCCAAAGGUUGAUAUCAAUGGAAGAAAAAAAAUUAAAUUCAGCUACUGUUCUUACCCCUUCUAUUGUUACUUCCACGAGAAAUUCAAAUAAUAUGUUUAAUAGGAAUAAUAAUAGUAAUUUACCUAACCUUUUGGAGGGACCUUCUCCUACUAGUAAGGAAAAUAAUAAUGAUGAUGCUGGUACAAAUACCAAGAUAGAACUACCUUUAUCAAUUGCAGCUUCUGUCAACGAUAUCAGUUCAAAUAACAAUAGAAAAGUCGCUAAUAAUAAUAAUAAUAAUAAUAAUAAUUCAAUUUCUGGUAUCCUUCCAAAAGAAGAAGGCUCUCUUGUUGACUUCACCUUACCAAACUGGUCUGAUUUUGCAACUAAAUUAGAAGAAGGAAAUGGAAAGAAUACGCCAGUUAAGAAGGAAAAUUCAGACAAUAUUACAAAUAACUUUCCUAUAAAAAACAACAAUAAGAAUCACAACAGUAAUAACAAAAAAAUUACAGUCAAAGAAUUGAGAUCCAUAUCCCUUUCACCAAAAUCAACGUUUAGAGAAAGGUUCUCGGGGCCAAUUUCAAUACCAAUCCAACCUAUCAAUAGUAAUAGACCAAAACCAAGAGGAAGGAAACCUUCAAUUGUUCCAGAUGGUUCCAAACAAUUUUUAUGUACAAUUUGUAGUAGAAGGUUUAGAAGACAAGAACAUAUGAAAAGACAUAUCAGAACAAUUCAUUUCCAAGAAAGACCAUACACUUGCUAUGUUUGUGAAAAGACAUUUAGUAGAAGUGAUAAUUUAAAUCAACAUUUAAGGACUCAUACACGUAAUUAUGAAGUUAAGCAUCCACCUCUAUUCAACUAUGAUCAUCGAUCUUCAAUUUGA